AUGGAACAAAAACAUAGCAUUGGAGUUGGAGGAGAUGAAGACGAAAUUGAUUGAUUUUCCCCAAAUUUUGACCCACAGAUACAUUGAAGCUCUGAUGGACUAACAGGUACUUCUACUGUAAAGAAAGAAGUAGCUAAAAUACCUAAGAAGAAGAUGAAAACAGCUUCUUUUUCCACAAAUCCCUCUCCUUAUGACCAUGAUCCAGAAGAGGAGAAAAUCAUUACUUCUAAACAGGAAAAAUACACAUCAGGGGAUGGAUGAGAUGUAGAGACUCAUGAAGUUUUAUGAGGUCCUGCUUUUGAUGAUCCUCCUCAGGCAGAGCCUAUAGUAUCAGAAACCGCUUCAACAACAGCGCCAAAUUCAAAUACAGAAAAAGCACAAAAUAGCCUCUCAUCGAUGCUCUCAGGCUUUCAGUUGGAAAGCUAUGAAGACAAAGAAAACGAUAUUGAGAAAAGAAUGAAGGAAUAUAUUGCGGAAGUAGAGGCUUCGUUAGGUCCCCAAGCCUCAUCUGAUGCCUGCAUUGGAACAGACAAUGACUUCUCAAUGCAAACAAGUUACAAAGAGUCUGAGCCUGAGCCUGAAGAAGAAGAUGAUAAGCUUAAAAAUCUCUUUACAGCUCCCUCACCCAUCGAUUCUGGAAUAGACAUUUCUUCUUUCAGAGUUUCAGGAGUUAUCGAAGAAUGGCAAGAACUAGCUAAUGAGAAGACAUAUGCAAACAUCUGAGAAGUUAUGGACCAGCAGCAAGAGCUAGAUCAUUACGCACAACAGCAAGAGGCAAACCAGAAUCCAGAAGCAGAGGGCGAAGACCCUGUUGACUCAAGCGAAGCUGAAGUUUCUCAAAGGGAGCAUGAAAGUGGUGCAGAUACAGAAGCCACAACAGCAGCUUAGAAUUUU
Molecule: messenger RNA, 894 nt
Organism: Moneuplotes crassus
Lineage: Eukaryota; Ciliophora; Spirotrichea; Euplotida; Euplotidae
Source: the annotation of a GenBank genome assembly